This is a messenger RNA of Amaranthus tricolor (Joseph's coat), 1183 nucleotides long. RefSeq names its product cationic peroxidase 1-like. Gene Ontology annotation, molecular function: heme binding; peroxidase activity. The transcript is spliced from 4 exons. Bases 55 to 1038 code for a protein of 327 amino acids. Gene Ontology annotation, biological process: hydrogen peroxide catabolic process; response to oxidative stress. Lineage: Eukaryota; Viridiplantae; Streptophyta; Magnoliopsida; Caryophyllales; Amaranthaceae. The record is from RefSeq and is a predicted model, not a curated record.
GAUUAUCAAAGUAACAACAAAUUAUUAUCAAUUAAUUAAGUGUAGCAAAUUAAAAUGUGUUCCUCUUUAUUUUCUUCCUUAUCAAAUUUCAACAGUUUUAAGCUCCAAUGUUGCUUGUUUUGGGUACUAAUUGGAGUGGUUUCAGCUCAAUUAUCAUCAAAUUUCUACUCAAGUUCGUGCCCAAAUGCACUCUCCACUAUCCAAUCUGCAGUCCAAUCUGCUGUGAAAAAUGAGUCUCGUAUGGGAGCAUCCUUACUUCGACUUCAUUUUCAUGAUUGUUUUGUGAAUGGAUGUGAUGGUUCGAUAUUGCUUGACGACACAACAAACUUUACUGGAGAAAAGAAUGCAGGACCAAAUGCAAAUUCUGUAAGAGGUUUCGAGGUGAUUGACACCAUAAAAUCUCAAGUAGAGAAUGUAUGUGCAGGAGUGGUGUCUUGUGCUGAUAUUCUAGCAGUUGUUGCAAGAGACUCGGUAGUUGCGCUAGGUGGACCAAGUUGGACAGUGCUUUUAGGAAGAAGAGAUUCGACCACAGCAAGUCAAAGUGCAGCUAAUUCCAAUAUACCUGCCCCAACUUUGAAUCUUUCCCAACUCAUUACAACCUUUUCUAACAAAGGCUUUACUACCCAAGAAUUGGUUGCUUUAUCAGGAGCUCACACAAUUGGACAAGCAAGAUGCACAUCAUUCCGAACACAUAUAUAUAACGAAACCAACAUAAAUUCAACAUUUGCAACAUCUUUACAAGCGAAUUGUCCAUUUAAUGGUGGGGACAAUAACACAUCAUCUCUCGAUAAAACAAGCUCAACAAGAUUCGAUAAUGCCUAUUUUACAAACUUGUUAAGUUUAGAAGGUGUUCUACAUUCCGAUCAACAAUUGUUCAAUGGAAACAAUGGAACAACAGAUUCUUUAGUAUCAUCUUAUAGCUCAAGUUCUUCCACAUUCUUCAAUGAUUUUUCAAAUGCAAUGAUAAAAAUGGGUAAUAUGAGUGUUCUUACUGGAUCAAAUGGGGAAAUUAGAUCUAAUUGUAGGAAGACCAACUAAUUUGAUCGAACCUUUGUUUCAACUAAAUUUCUUUUAGUUUGUACGAAACUAGAGUAUGUAUUUAUGUGUUGAUUCCUAGCUAGUACAUUGCAUUUUGCAUUGGGUUUAUGAAAUAUGAAUAUAAGAUUAUGGAUUUUUCUUCCUA